Molecule: messenger RNA, 2456 nt
Organism: Cicer arietinum (chickpea)
Lineage: Eukaryota; Viridiplantae; Streptophyta; Magnoliopsida; Fabales; Fabaceae
Cellular component (GO): membrane
Source: RefSeq, a predicted model, not a curated record
AUCACCACUACAGAGUCUCUGGUUUCCCUUUUCUGUUUCUCAAUGUCUUGUAAUGUUCUUCAGAGAAAGGGAAAAGACCGGUAGAGAAAUUGCAUUACAUGUAUGUAUGUAAGUUUAUAUACAUUGUUAAAGAAAAGGAACAUACAGAUAAUAAGGUAAUAAUAAUAGAAAGAAAAAAGUGUAACAUAAAAUUAAAAGCAUUAAUAAAAAUGAGGGUGUUCUAUAUGUUAUCUUUACCAAUGACUAUUGGGAUGGUGAUUAUUACAUUGAGAUAUUUCUCUGGACCUGAUGUGCCCAAAUAUGUCUUAUUCACCGUUGCUUAUACAUGGUUCUGCUCCCUCUCCAUCAUCAUCCUCGUCCCUGCUGACAUAUGGGCGACACUAAAUGGUGAUGUGAAUGGAGUGAUAUCCUUCUUAUGGAGUUUGUCAUAUUGGAGUACCUUCUUACUUACAUGGUCUGUGGUUCCCACUAUUCAGGGUUAUGAAGAUGCUGGAGACUUUACAGUGAAAGAGAGAUUGAAGACCAGUUUACAUGGGAACCUUGUUUUCUAUCUCUGCCUUGGUUCUGUAGCACUUUCUGGAUUGAUAUUACUAAUAGCACUAAAAAAAUUUUGGAGUGGUAGUGUUAUGGGUUUUGCCAUGGCUUGCUCUAACACAUUUGGACUUGUUACUGGAGCAUUUCUACUUGGAUUUGGUAUGAGUGAAAUUCCAAAGGGAAUUUGGUUAAAUGCAGAUUGGGCCAAUCAGCAAAAAUUUCUUUCCCACAAAGUUGCAAAAAUGGCUGUCAAAUUAGACGACGCUCAUCAAGAUUUUUCAAAUGCUAUUGUUAUCACACAGGCAACAUCAAAGCAAAUGUCUAAGCGGGAUUCUUUGAGAUCCUACAUGAAUAUAAUUGACAAAAUGAUGCAGCAGAUGUUGAAGGAAGACCCUUCCUUCAAACCACAGGGUGGGAGACUAGGAGAAAGUGACAUGGAUUAUGAUACAGAUGCGAAAUCAAUGGCAGCACUAAGACGUCGUCUUAGAAGAGCUCGUGAGCAGUAUUAUCGAUAUAGAAGUGAAUAUACAAAAUUUGUCCUAGAAGCCCUUGAGUUGGAGGAUACAAUAAAGAACUAUGAGCGCCGUGAUGCUAUAAGAUGGAAAUAUAUUUCAUGCUUAAGGCCUGAACGAAUAGGCAAAGUAGGUGCAGUUUUGGAUACAAUUGAGUUUCUAUGGCGAUGUAUAUUAAAGAAACUUCUCGAGAAAUCACUGGCCGUUAUAUUGGGCUUCAUGUCAUUCGCUAUUCUAUUAGCAGAGGCUACCAUACUACCCAAUGGAGUUGAUUUAUCUCUUUUCUCUAUCCUAGUACACGCUGCAGGACAGCAAGAAAUGCUUGUGCAGUUAGCCGCUUUCGUCCCUUUGAUGUAUAUGUGUGUUUGUACAUAUUAUUCCUUGUUUAAAAUGGGAAUGUUGAUGUUUUACUCACUGACACCAAGACAAACAAGCUCUGUAAGCUUGCUUAUGAUAUGCUCGAUGGUGGCAAGAUAUGCUGCACCCAUUUCAUACAACUUUCUCAAUCUCAUCAAUCUUGGUGGGGAUCGUAAAACCAUUUUUGAAAAAAAAAUGGGAAACAUCGAUGACGCUGUUCCGUUUUUCGGGAAAGGGUUCAACAAAAUUUACCCUGUCAUCAUGGUUAUAUACACUUUACUAAUAGCAGGCAAUUUCUUUAACCGGGUCAUCGACUAUUGUGGGAAUUGGAAAAUAUUCAAGUUUAGUGAUGAUGCAGAAGAUAUGGAUGGAUUUGAUCCAUCUGGAGUAAUAAUCUUGCAGAAAGAGCGCUCUCUUCUUCAGCAAGGACACAAUGUCGGCGAGCUUGUUUUCCCUUUAGCUAGGAGUUUCAGCAUGAGUGUGGAUGUUGAGUCUGUAAGCAGGACCAAGGCUCUGGAUGAGAGUGCCGGCGAAGAAAAAACUACUACCAUCACAGUAGAGGCGAAAAACGAAGAAACUCAGAGUGAUAUGAGCAGAAAAAUUGGUGGUAGAAAGUAUGCAGCUUUAAGGACAAACCUGAAUGAAGAGGUUUCUAGUAAAGAUUUAACCCAAGAAAGAGAAUCUUCAUCUUUGACAAAUGAUGCCAAUGAUUCUCAUCAGGAUAUUAUUUCAGCACCAUCAUCUGCUUUAUCCUCAAAAUGGGAAUCAAUGAUGCAUGGAUUAAAAAAUUUAAAAUCUAACAUUGACUCCAACAGAUUCCUUCCUCUUAGUAAUAGUGCUCAUCAUAUAUCCUCUCUAAACGCACACUCUUCAUUUGAAUCUCUUGAUGAAAUAUUUGAGAGAUUGAAACGUCCACCUUCAGAACAUAGAGAUCCUGAGCUGACUUCAAAUAUAUAAUAGUUGCAUGUAAAACUUAUAGAGAUUAUGUCCUUGUACUACACAUAUUUGUUUAUAUUUUUAUUUAUUAAAUUUUAUAAAAUAUUUCAAAAGAAA